Messenger RNA from Sinocyclocheilus anshuiensis, 441 nucleotides. RefSeq names its product MICOS complex subunit MIC10-like. The transcript has 4 exons. Bases 84 to 314 code for a protein of 76 amino acids. Gene Ontology annotation, cellular component: MICOS complex; mitochondrion; mitochondrial inner membrane. The record is from RefSeq and is a predicted model, not a curated record. NCBI's taxonomy places the organism in Eukaryota, Metazoa, Chordata, Actinopteri, Cypriniformes, Cyprinidae.
ACUGCCGGUGAAGGAAAGUAUGACAGCGUACUACAGCCUUCAAGCCAAAGUCAUCCGCUCUAGCGCUGCCGUCCGCUGUCAUCAUGUCUGAGAAAGAGCUCGGCCAAAAGUGGGACCGCUGCCUCGCAGACUGCGCUGUUAAAUUCGGUACCGGUCUGGGUCUAGGAAUUGUGUUCUCUGUUGUUUUCUUCAAGCGCCGGACGUGGCCCAUUGUGUUUGGUACAGGACUGGGUCUUGGCAUGGCUUAUUCCAACUGCCAGAAUGACUUGAGAUCACGUUAUGUACUGCACAGUAAAGUUGCUAAGGAGCAGUAGAGUCACAUCAGUUAUGUCAUCUGCCUUGCUUUUCAUAUUCAAAGCCUGACACAGACUGGUUGUCUUUCUUUCUCCAUAACAUCCAUGUUCUUGUACAGGACAGUCUGUGUGUGUUUAAUAAAAUAUU